Xylaria bambusicola is the source of this 2620-nucleotide messenger RNA. RefSeq lists its product as uncharacterized. The record is from RefSeq and is a predicted model, not a curated record. Gene Ontology annotation, cellular component: ESCRT-0 complex. Gene Ontology annotation, biological process: protein targeting to vacuole; protein transport to vacuole involved in ubiquitin-dependent protein catabolic process via the multivesicular body sorting pathway. The transcript is spliced from 5 exons. NCBI's taxonomy places the organism in Eukaryota, Fungi, Ascomycota, Sordariomycetes, Xylariales, Xylariaceae. The coding region runs from base 296 to 2512 and encodes 738 amino acids. Gene Ontology annotation, molecular function: phosphatidylinositol-3-phosphate binding; metal ion binding; ubiquitin binding.
UGGCUAGUAGAGGCCAGCGGGUAGGUACCCACAAUACGUCGGGCAUACAGAAGACUCCACUUAAGUUACAUCAACAGGCUACCUCUUAAUGUCUGGGAGCUUGCUUCCACCAUACCGCAACCUCCCGACCCCUAACCAAUGUCCAAUGUUCACAUUCGUCAUCCAUCGCUGCGCAGACUAUUCCGCCAAUAUCACAGCAGCGAGGCUCCCGAGAACUCAGCCCGAUCGACUUUGAUACGCAUCAUAGUUCAAACCUAGCUUGUGCGUCGCGCGAUUCGUGGCAACCAUCUACACGAUGAUGGGAGGUUGGUGGUCGUCCUCGGCCAACAGCGCCCUGGACGAGCAGAUUGACAAGGCGACCGGCAGUAGCCUUGAAGAUAUCCCUCUCAACCUUGAAAUAUCUGAUGUCAUACGUUCAAAGACAGUGCAGCCGAAGGAAGCCAUGCGCUCGCUCAAGCGUCGCAUAGGCAACAAGAACCCCAAUACUCAGCUUAGCGCCUUGAAUCUAACCGACACGUGUGUUAAGAAUGGUGGCUCACACUUCCUUGUCGAGAUUGCAUCCCGGGAAUUCAUGGACAAUCUUGUCUCUCUCCUCCAUGCUGUUGGUCCCGCGGCCGUGAACCAAGACGUCCGAACCAAGAUGCUAGAGUUAAUUCAAUCGUGGGCCGCCGCAACUGAGGGCCGCUUCGAUUUACAAUACAUCAAUGAAGUCUAUCGAUCGUUGCAGAAGGAAGGCUACCAAUUCCCUCCUAAAGUAACUGUGUCGAGCAGUAUGAUUGACAGUAGCGCCCCCCCUGAAUGGACUGAUUCUGACGUGUGUAUGCGAUGUCGGACCCCGUUUACCUUCACCAACCGCAAACACCAUUGUCGUAACUGUGGAAAUUGUUUUGACCAACAGUGUUCCGCUAAAACUCUUGCGUUGCCUCACUUGGGGAUCAUGCAAGCUGUUCGAGUCGAUGAUGGCUGUUAUGCUAGGCUGACGGAUAGGUCCACCAAAGGAGCUCCUCCGGUAGACAUUGUUUCCCCUACGGCCUCAUCCUUCCCUCAUAAGAACCGGAGCACAUCAACUAUGCAGCCACGGAACGCUCGAGUCGAUGAUGCAUUUGACGAGGAUCUAAAAAAGGCACUUGCAAUGAGUCUUGAGGAGGUUCAGACUCAUUCGCGGGGAUACGUACCCCCUACCGACAAUAAACCAUCAGCUUUCCAGUCCAGCACCAAAGCGCCGACAUCGUCCGCGGAAGCUGAGCAAGAGGAUGAGGAUCUGAAGGCCGCCAUAGCUGCAUCGCUGGCUGACAUGGAAGAACAGAAACAGCGACAUGCCGCUGCCCUGAAACAACAAACAAACAGUUCAAAUAGUGUUACGGCCACAAAUUUCACCCUCCCCAAAAACGACUACGAACUCAGUCCGGUAGAAGCGGAAAAUAUCAACUUAUUUGCAACUCUAGUGGAUAGAUUACAGACACAACCCCCAGGUACCAUUCUAAGGGAGCCUCAGAUACAAGAACUUUAUGACUCGAUUGGGACACUAAGACCUAAACUUGCGCGAACUUACGGAGAAACAAUGAGCAAACAUGACACAUUAUUAGAUCUUCACUCCAAGCUCUCAACCGUCGUGCGGUAUUAUGACAGGAUGCUAGAGGAGCGCCUCUCCAAGGCUUAUAGCCAACACAGUCUUGGUGGCUACAACGCUCCUAGCUUAAGAAAGGCGCCCAACCCUUACCCGGCCGUGGGCCCUGGUCCUACCCCUGGUGGCCCUGCGGCAGGAGCAGAGACUUUCUAUACCGGUGAACAGACCCAGAACUUUGGCCACCAAGCCUCAGCUCAGGAUUAUACGCAACAACCACAGCCACAAUACGCGAACUAUGACAAACGCUCAUCAGUUUCUAUGCCCUCUACCACUCAAUAUCCGCCACAUACAAUGCAACGCAAUGAAAGCUAUCACAAACAGGCACCAUCAGCUCCCAUGCAAUAUCCCACCCAGCCAAACUUUAUCCCACCAGAACAUACAUCUACACCCGCACAGUCUAACCAAUUGCCCCAACCCUCACCUCAAACACCACAUAAUCAAACUCGUGAAUCAGCAGCGACAACAUCAGCGGACUCCACUGCAGCAUACUAUUACAACACGUUACCGGCUGACGGGCGCACACCAACCACAUCUUUGGAGACCACACAGUCGCCUUACCCCAACUUGCAUCAAACAUCGAACUUCAACAGGCAAUCCGUCCCUCCGACGCCUGCCUCCGUUAGUAUACAGCCAGCUCAGCCACCCUCCCAACCACCUCAGCAACCUCAACAAUAUCAACAGGUAGCUCAGCCUAGUUCUCAUAGUUAUUGGCAACAGCAACAACAACAACAGCAGCAGCAGCAGCAGCAGCCUGCUGCUCAGUUUAGCCAUGCUUAUCAGACAAGCAUACCUGGUUAUACAGGGUUUAAUCAAGACCCUUUUCCAUCGGCUCCGCACCAUACACCUCAACAGCCUACCGUAGAAGAAAGCUUGAUUGAUCUAUAGGGGGUGCAAAUAUCUCCACUAAUCCUUUUUUAGAACCGUUGCUUUCUUCCAUUGUAAGUUAUGGUUUCGGGAACUGUCACGAUAGGUACGCCAUGAAAGCGGGGAUUC